This is a messenger RNA of Anopheles stephensi (Asian malaria mosquito), 2013 nucleotides long. It is a transcript of the gene or, whose product is annotated as AP-3 complex subunit sigma-2. The record is from RefSeq and is a predicted model, not a curated record. Gene Ontology annotation, cellular component: intracellular membrane-bounded organelle; AP-3 adaptor complex; membrane coat. Bases 771 to 1346 code for a protein of 191 amino acids. Gene Ontology annotation, biological process: Golgi to vacuole transport; intracellular protein transport. The transcript has 3 exons. NCBI's taxonomy places the organism in Eukaryota, Metazoa, Arthropoda, Insecta, Diptera, Culicidae.
CACACAACCAAACGCGCGCGGGCACACACACACACACACACACUCUACACCACUUGGUUUGUUCGCAAACGAAGACGGCCGUGUUGGAAACACUUUUUCGUGGUUCAAAUUCACUGCUGCUCACAAUACUUGAUAUGUACCGGCAAGCAGGGAGCGUCUGCCACACUUUUCACAUCUUUCUGGCGAAAGGUGAAAAUUCACGCACAGCAAAAUUGGCCGUUUAAUUCGUGCUCGUUUACACUGCGGCGAAAACCGUCUGUGCCUCUUGGAUCAUAAUCCGUCCCAGUUUUCGAGUGGGGGAAUCAUUUCGCUCCAUGCGGAAACGAACCAUAUGGAUUGCGGAUGCUUCGAUUCGAUUUCUGUGCAGUUUCGCUGGGGGUUUAGUUCUGCCAAAAGAAUUAAGCGAUAUUUUUUACAAUAUUCAUGUGAUCGCGUGCCAGCAAUUUAUUUAGAAAAGCAUCUGUGAGGGAAUUUCAAUCGAUGCGAUCGCAUAGACCACAGCCUAAUACUGAAAAGGCUCUUAUCGAGAAAAAAGACUGUUCGGCUGUCAUCUGUCAGCUGAAGCUGUGGCGAAAAACAAUCAUCUCUUCCGAAACGUCAACAAUGAUGCAGAAAUAGGGGAACAGUUUCGUAGAAAAAGGAACGAAAAAUACACCAACAUUGCAUACAACGCGAUCGUGGACUAUCGCUGCUAUCGAAAACUUUUUUCACAACCAAAUUCCGCAGCAUCCGGAGCCAGCUCGUCCGGGCUCUCGUAGACACAGGCCGUCAUGAUCAAAGCGAUACUGGUGUUCAACAACCAUGGCAAACCGCGACUGUCCAAGUUCUAUCAGUAUUUUAACGAAGACAUGCAGCAGCAGAUUAUAAAGGAAACAUUCCAGCUGGUAUCGAAGCGGGACGACAAUGUGUGCAAUUUCCUCGAAGGUGGAAGCCUGAUCGGUGGUUCGGACUACAAACUCAUCUACCGACACUAUGCGACACUCUACUUUGUGUUUUGCGUCGAUUCGUCGGAAAGCGAGCUGGGCAUACUCGAUCUGAUACAGGUGUUUGUGGAAACGUUGGACAAAUGUUUCGAAAAUGUGUGCGAGCUUGAUCUGAUCUUCCACGCCGAUGCCGUGCAUCACAUUCUCUCCGAGCUGGUCAUGGGUGGCAUGGUGCUGCAGACGAACAUGUCGGACAUACUGGCCCGCAUCGAGGAACAGAACAAGCUGCAGAAACAGGAGGCUGGAAUAUCGGCCGCCCCGGCACGGGCCGUCAGUGCGGUGAAGAGCAUGAACCUGCCGCAGCAAAUUAAAGACAUUAAGCUGCCCGAUUUGCCGCAAGCGAUCAAAGAUCUGAAGUUCUGACCAAACCACAAUUUUGACGCAUCGUUACUCACGAAAAUUUCCGCCGAUUCCUCGUACAUUCCCAUUAACAGCAGCCUGGAGGGCUUUAGUUUCGAGUGCUACCAGUCCGAGUAUGUGGGUGCGACAUCAACCAAGAAGAAGAAGGAUCCGGACGAUGGGGAAUCUUCACCGAGAAGCAGUUUACAGCGCUCGAGCAAACCAAAGUCGUCCAAGAAAUCGAUUGCCUCCAGUGUCACGCUGCUGUCGGCAAGUGCAGAACGCGACGAGGGCUUCUAAUGACCGGUGGCAUAAAGGCGUGCGAAUUUUUCGUUUUUUGGUGCUCUUUAACCCAUCAUUACCAUCGUGCUCCUUCGCUUAUUUAGUUUCUCGCAGGGACCACCUGUUAAACCACCUCGAAAUCGGACAUUCAAUAAUCAGCUGAAAUGGAAGGCUUUAGUUGAAGAAUUCAGGUCAUUUAUAGCUUGAGUUAUAUACAAGAAAGAGAUUUAUCGUAUUGCAACGUUAUCUAAGCAAAUAAUGGAACGUAAGCCAACAUAAUUUCAUAAAAUGAUUGUACAUCGUCUGCAAACUCUGCUCAAUAUUUUGAUGACCGACAUAUUGAGCGUGCCCGGGCAGGACACGGUCCAACACAUCCGAUCUGGAAUUAAAUAUUGACUCGAAAAUCGGA